AUGUGUUGUUCUUUAUUACAAAUUUAUUCCUAUUGUAUGGUUGGUGUUAUUUAUGUUUCUUAUACAACUACUUGUUUAGGUUUGAUAAUUUUGAAAAUUUUGGGUUUGUUUGGAAAUUAUGAGUGUCUUGGUGAGGGAGGUAAAUGUUUGUCAGAGGGUUUUAAUUGUUUACCUGAUAACAAUCUUGCUCUAUUUCUAUGUCUAGGUAUUGUUGUUUGGAAUUGGGUAGAGCUUUUAUUUACCAGUUUAGCUAGCAUAAGCGAUGGUAUUCUGUCAAUGACAGUAGGAGGUGAAGUGGUUUAA
Messenger RNA from Vicia faba (fava bean), 303 nucleotides. Lineage: Eukaryota; Viridiplantae; Streptophyta; Magnoliopsida; Fabales; Fabaceae. The record is from the annotation of a GenBank genome assembly.